Helobdella robusta is the source of this 1565-nucleotide messenger RNA. RefSeq lists its product as hypothetical. Gene Ontology annotation, biological process: catecholamine metabolic process; amino acid metabolic process; serotonin biosynthetic process. The record is from RefSeq and is a predicted model, not a curated record. The transcript is spliced from 12 exons. Bases 35 to 1453 code for a protein of 472 amino acids. Gene Ontology annotation, molecular function: pyridoxal phosphate binding; aromatic-L-amino-acid decarboxylase activity. NCBI's taxonomy places the organism in Eukaryota, Metazoa, Annelida, Clitellata, Rhynchobdellida, Glossiphoniidae.
CUGAAAUAAUAUUUCGAUUCAGAAACUAAGAUCAAUGGAUGCAAAUGAAUUAAAUGAUAAAGGUAAAAAGAUGAUUGAUUUCGUCUCAUCGUACUGGCAGACCAUCCGAUCUAGACGUGCACUUUCUGUCGUGGAGCCCGGCUACUUGGAUACAUUGCUACCCAAUGAGGCUCCGUUAAAGGCUGAAUUAUGGGAGGAUGUUUUAAGGGAUGUCGAACAGUUAAUCAUGCCAGGGAUCACUCACUGGCACAGUCCACACUUCCACGCUUACUUUCCGACAGGAAAUUCAUAUCCGGCCAUUUGCGCUGACAUCCUCUCCGACGCCAUCGGCUGCAUCGGCUUCUCCUGGAUCUCAAGUCCAGCCUGCACUGAACUGGAGAUGAAAAUGAUGAAGUGGCUCGGUAAGCUUAUCAACCUUCCAAGUCAAUUCUAUACUCCAACUAAUGCUGGAGGUGUUAUACAAGGAACCGCAAGCGAGGCAACAUUGGUUUCUCUAUUAGCCGCAAGAAGCAAAGUUAUCAAAGAUAAGAAUUUGUCAUUUCAAGAUAUCAACUCAACAAAAAUGGUUGUAUAUUGCUCUGAUCAGGCUCAUUCGUCAGUCGAGAGGGCAGUGAUGCUGUUGCUGAUGCAGUGCAGGAAAAUUCUUUCCGACAGCGAGCACAGGAUGAAUGUGAAAGCAUUGUCAGAAGCAAUAAAAAAGGAUUUAGAAGAAGGACUGACCCCAACCAUGUGUGUAGCUACAUUAGGCACAACUUCAACAUGUUCUUUCGACGAUUUGACGGAAAUCGGAAAAAUUUGUAAUGAACAAAAUGUUUGGAUGCAUGUGGAUGCAGCAUACGCCGGAGCAUCAUUUAUAUGUCCAGAGUAUCAGUAUUUGAUGGAAGGGGUCCAGUACGCCGACACUUUCAAUUUCAAUCCACAUAAAUGGAUGCUGAUUAAUUUUGAUUGUUCUGCUCUCUGGUUUAAAGAUAGUUCAUUCAUGGUCGAAGCGUUCAAUGUGGAUCCAGUGUACCUUCAGCAUGUUAACCAGAAAGUUGUACUUGAUUACAGACAUUGGCAAGUACCGUUAGGUAGACGCUUUCGAUCUUUAAAACUUUGGUUUACAAUGAGGUUGCUUGGAGUGGAGCAACUUCAAAACCACAUAAGAAAGAGCAUAAAACUUGCCAAAGAUUUUGAGAAAUUGGUUUGUCAAAAUCCUGAUUUUGAAGUUGUCAAUAAUGUCAUUUUAGGCCUGGUGUGUUUUAGAAUGAAGGGAGACAAUUCAAGAUCGAAAAAAUUAUUAGAAAAAAUAACAGCUGAUGGCAAAAUAUAUCUUGUACCAUCUGAAAUCAAUGGUGUGUAUUUUAUUCGAUUUGCUAUUUGCUCCUGGUUCACUAACGAAGGUGACGUCAACGAAGCCUGGAGCACCAUAGAAAGCCUAUCGAAAGAUAUCUCUAUGCAAGAAACAUUUUAACACUCAACAAUAUUAUCGUGCUGAUAUUUAGGCUAUGUUAAGUUAAGUUUUAUCCACCUUAGGUCAUGGUAAGACUAACUUAUUUAAAAAAAAAUUUUGCUGUUGAUAGUUU